Messenger RNA from Rhinocladiella mackenziei CBS 650.93, 1200 nucleotides. RefSeq names its product ATP-dependent RNA helicase fal1. The record is from RefSeq and is a predicted model, not a curated record. The transcript has 3 exons. Gene Ontology annotation, cellular component: catalytic step 2 spliceosome; nucleolus. Gene Ontology annotation, molecular function: mRNA binding; RNA helicase activity; ATP binding. The coding region runs from base 1 to 1200 and encodes 399 amino acids. NCBI's taxonomy places the organism in Eukaryota, Fungi, Ascomycota, Eurotiomycetes, Chaetothyriales, Herpotrichiellaceae.
AUGUCCGAAGGUAUUGACAGAAAUGCGGAUGACCGCAUGGAAUUCACCACCUCGAAAGAGGUGACGGUCGCUCCAACAUUUGAAGACAUGCAUCUCAAAGAAAACCUCCUUCGUGGAAUCUACGCAUACGGAUACGAGUCUCCCUCUGCCGUCCAAUCACGAGCCAUCGUCCAAAUUUGCAAGGGAAGAGAUACAAUUGCCCAGGCACAGUCAGGCACCGGCAAAACCGCCACCUUUGCGAUUAGUAUUCUACAAGUCCUGGAAACAUCUGUUCGAGAGACACAAGCAUUGGUUCUCUCCCCCACGCGCGAGCUGGCGACGCAGAUUCAAAGUGUCAUCAUGGCCCUCGGCGAUUACAUGAACGUACAAUGCCAUGCCUGUAUCGGAGGAACCAACGUCGGGGAAGACAUCCGAAAACUUGAUUACGGUCAACAUGUCGUUUCCGGUACGCCAGGACGUGUGGCGGACAUGAUUCGGCGACGAAACCUUCGAACACGACAUAUCAAAAUGUUGGUCCUAGACGAAGCAGAUGAACUCCUUAAUCGGGGGUUCCGUGAACAAAUCUACGAUGUCUAUCGAUACCUUCCACCCGCGACACAGGUUGUGGUUGUGUCUGCGACACUCCCUUAUGACGUUCUCGAUAUGACCACCAAAUUCAUGACCGAUCCGGUCAGGAUUCUUGUCAAGCGUGACGAACUGACACUGGAAGGGCUUAAGCAGUACUUCAUCGCCGUUGAAAAGGAAGAAUGGAAAUUCGAUACUCUCUGCGACCUCUACGAUACCUUGACAAUCACUCAAGCCGUCAUCUUCUGCAAUACUCGUCGCAAGGUUGAUUGGUUGACGGACAAGAUGCGUGAAGCAAACUUCACCGUUAGUAGCAUGCACGGUGAAAUGCCACAAAAGGAACGAGACAGUAUCAUGUCCGAUUUCAGACAAGGCAACAGCCGAGUUUUGAUCAGCACCGACGUCUGGGCUCGCGGUAUCGACGUUCAACAAGUCAGCCUUGUCAUCAACUACGAUCUUCCCAGCAAUCGAGAGAAUUACAUUCACAGAAUUGGACGAAGUGGUCGAUUCGGUCGCAAAGGGGUGGCGAUCAACUUUGUCACCAGUGAUGACGUCCGGAUUCUCCGAGAUAUCGAACUCUACUAUUCCACACAGAUUGACGAGAUGCCAAUGAACGUUGCCGAUCUAUUGACUUGA